AUGCCCGAGUUUACCAAAGAAGCCGGUAUUGCAUUUGCCCUCACGUGGGCCGCGGCGGCCGCGACCUGUGUCGGCGGUCUCAUCAUCUUCAGCGCGUCCAUGGUCAAGAUGGCCAACGCCAAGAACCUCUCGAUCGCGCUUGCGCUCGCCGGUGGUGUCAUGCUCUUCAUCUCGCUUGUCGAAAUCUUUGGCAAGUCGGUCGAGCAGUUCAAGCUUGGCUCCGCCGAUGAAGCUGGCGAGUGCGACACAACGUGCGAAGGCAACGCGUGGGUCUACACCGACAUUUGCUUCGCCAUUGGCGCUGCCAUCAUCUUCCUUCUCGAUGCGAUCGUGCACCGCCUCUCGCCCGACCUCAAGGACGAAGUUGUUGACGGCCACGCUCGUCUUGUGACGCCGCGAGGUGACGACAAGGACACGCUUGCUGGCAAAGACAAGGCAGCCAUGAACCGCACGGGUGUCCUCACGGCGAUCGCACUUGCGCUCCACAACCUUCCGGAAGGCGUGGCCACGUACACGGCGGCGGUCCGCGACCUCAAGGUCGGUGCCACGCUGGCCAUUGGUAUUGCGCUGCACAACCUCCCGGAAGGCAUUGCUGUCGCGACGCCCGUCUACUUUGCGACUGGCAGCCGCUGGAAGGCGUUCUUCUGGGCCUGCGGCUCGUCGCUCGCCGAGCCGCUCGGCGCGAUCCUCGCCUUCUUUAUCCUCGGUGACGGCCUCAACCCGAAUGUCGAGGGUAUCAUGUUUGGCCUUGUCACGGGUAUGAUGGUGACGCUCUCGAUCAAGGAGCUGAUUCCGUCGGCCGUCAAGUUCUGCCCCGAUGGCCACGCCGUCUCGAUCGCGAUCCUCGGCGGCAUGGGACUCAUGUCGUUGAGUCUCAUCCUCUUUGCGUACGUCGGUGUCUAA
This is a messenger RNA of Saprolegnia parasitica CBS 223.65, 903 nucleotides long. RefSeq lists its product as hypothetical. The transcript has 2 exons. The record is from RefSeq and is a predicted model, not a curated record. Lineage: Eukaryota; Oomycota; Saprolegniomycetes; Saprolegniales; Saprolegniaceae. Gene Ontology annotation, biological process: zinc ion transmembrane transport. Gene Ontology annotation, cellular component: membrane. Gene Ontology annotation, molecular function: zinc ion transmembrane transporter activity. Bases 1 to 903 code for a protein of 300 amino acids.